Messenger RNA from Spea bombifrons (plains spadefoot toad), 690 nucleotides. RefSeq names its product protein kinase C delta type-like. Gene Ontology annotation, molecular function: ATP binding; protein kinase activity. Gene Ontology annotation, biological process: protein phosphorylation. The record is from RefSeq and is a predicted model, not a curated record. The transcript has 2 exons. NCBI's taxonomy places the organism in Eukaryota, Metazoa, Chordata, Amphibia, Anura, Pelobatidae. The annotation marks the transcript as partial.
AUGAAGAAAGAGGAAGAGCGAGGAAGAGGACCAAACAAAGCCAUAAAGCCCCUGUACUUACUGAAAGAGAGGAGAAUCCUGGAGAUGGCUCGGGAAAGCCCGUUCCUUUGCCAUGGAUAUGCAGGCUUCCAAACAGAGACCUGCGUGUUAUUCAUGAUGGAGUAUAUGGCUGGUGGGAGCCUGCAGUCAUAUAUGAAGAGGGUGGGCCGCCUCCCCGAGACUACAGCUGCAUUUUAUUCAGCUGAAAUAAUCUGCGGCAUCCAGUUCCUCCACGCUCGGGGAGUUAUACAUCGAGACCUGAAGCCGGACAACAUCUUGCUUGACGGAGAGGGCCAUGCCAAGAUCUGCGAUUUCGGUAUUGUCGCAGAAGGCAUUUUUGGAGGAGCAGAGACAAAAGGACACUGCGGAACAUUCACGUACAUGGCCCCCGAAAUACAUCUAAAGCAGGCAUACGGUGUUGCCGUGGACUGGUGGUCCUUCGGGGUGAUUCUAUUCCGCAUGCUUAACGGAAGGUUACCAUUCUAUCAUGGUAACUGCAAGAAGGCAGCGUUGGGUUCCAUUGUAAACGGAAGCCCUCGGUACGUCAAAGACCUCUCGGAAGACGCUGCAGACAUCCUGAAGCAUCUUUUGAUGAAAGAUCCUCAGCAUCGCCUCUGGAUCACGGGGUUUAUUAGGCGGCAUCCAUUCUUU